CGUCUGGAAAAUGUGGGGAAACUCAGCGAGCGAAUGUCCACCUCAUUUUUCUGAUUGGCUGUGGUGCAGUACAGGGGCGGGGUGUAGCUAUUUAAAACAUUUUGAUUGGGUAUAUGAGGGGGCGUGUUGGGGAAUUCCCGAUAGGGCGGAAGCACUGGAGCUCAUCGCAGAGCCCAGCGACAGGCAGGCGACCACAGGGGGCCACCCGAGGUGGCUGGGGCCAUGGCCGGGGUCGCGUGCUUGGGGAAAACUGCGGAUGCCGAUGAAUGGUGCGACAGCGGCCUGGGCUCUCUAGGUCCCGACGCAGCGGCUCCCGGAGGACCAGGUCUGGGCGCAGAGCUUGGCCCAGAGCUGUCGUGGGCGCCCUUAGUCUUUGGCUACGUCACUGAGGAUGGGGACACAGCCCUGCACUUGGCUGUGAUUCAUCAGCAUGAGCCCUUCCUGGAUUUCCUCCUGGGCUUCUCCGCCGGCACCGAGUACCUUGACCUGCAGAAUGACCUAGGCCAAACAGCCCUGCAUCUAGCAGCCAUCCUUGGGGAGGCAUCUACAGUAGAGAAGUUGUAUGCAGCCGGUGCAGGAGUGUUGGUGGCUGAGAGAGGGGGCCACACGGCAUUGCACUUGGCCUGCCGGGUCAGGGCACACACGUGCGCGUGCGUACUGCUCCAGCCCCGUCCCAGCCACCCAAGAGAUGCCUCAGAUACCUACCUCACUCAGAGCCAGGACUGUACCCCAGACACCAGCCAUGCCCCUGCUGCCGUGGAUUCCCAACCCAACCCAGAGAACGAAGAGGAGCCGCGUGAUGAAGACUGGAGGCUACAACUAGAAGCUGAAAACUAUGAUGGCCAUACCCCACUCCAUGUAGCUGUCAUCCACAAAGAUGCAGAGAUGGUCCGGCUGCUCAGGGAUGCCGGAGCCGACCUCAAUAAACCGGAGCCUACGUGUGGCCGGACCCCUCUGCACCUGGCAGUAGAAGCCCAGGCAGCCAGCGUGCUGGAACUUCUCCUGAAAGCCGGUGCUGACCCCACCGCCCGCAUGUAUGGGGGCCGCACCCCGCUUGGCAGUGCCCUGCUCCGGCCCAACCCCAUCCUUGCCCGCCUCCUCCGUGCACAUGGGGCCCCUGAACCUGAGGACGAGGACGAUAAGCUUAGCCCUUGCAGCAGCAGCGGCAGCGACAGUGACAGUGACAACAGAGAUGAGGGCGAUGAAUAUGAUGACAUCGUGGUUCACAGUGGCAGGAGCCAAAACCGACAACCGCCUUCCCCGGCAUCCAAACCUCUUCCUGAUGACCCCAACCCUGCCUGACUUAAGUCCCGACCCUCCAGAGCCGAAGUGUGAUGCGAGCCCGGGUGCUUUGCUUUGUGCUUUAUUCACUCAGGGAUGGAGGGGUGGGCGGGGUCCUGAGUCAGCCGGAGCCCAGCCCCUGCCCAUAGGCUUCUCUCAGGCUUGGUUCUCAGGCACAUCCUUGCUUCCAGUCCCUACCAGUUGGAAGUGGAGCAGAAUGCCCGGUGAAAGGAGGCUCUGAGGUCAACAGUCCUGAGCCUCAGGGAGUGUGGGGAAGGAGUGGCGUGGGGUCAGCCUUCCCUCCCGAGAGCCUCCCCUAGCAUGGCGGUAGCCUUCUUUAACUGCUCCUGCAUGCGCUCCAGCCGCUCCACAUCGUGUUCCUGGGGGAGAUCAGAAGUAUGGUUACCACCUCGAUGGCCACUGUGAAUAGCAGCUCUGCCACUUCAUAUGCUUGGCCUGACAUCCUGUCCUAGCUGUGUGUCAUAGUCAGUGAGGACCACCAUCCUUGCUUCUACAAGGCCCAAAGCUCUGCUUGCCCACCUGAGCGGCAUGGCGGUUCACACAGCCUGCCUGCCACGUUGUUCUCUGGAUCUUUGUGAGUGCUGGGACCAGAGAUGUGUGUCGUCACAGCUGGUUUAUGUAGCAACACUAGAAGUGAAUCCACAGCCUGCGCAUGCUAGUCAUACGUUCUACCAUGAACCUGUGUGCCUAGCCCUAAGCGGACCAUUUGUGAAGCGAUGGCUAUUUUGAUUGCUGCUCCCAACUGAGGUGAUAAUUAACUUUU
Mus musculus (house mouse) is the source of this 2065-nucleotide messenger RNA. RefSeq names its product nuclear factor of kappa light polypeptide gene enhancer in B cells inhibitor, beta (gene Nfkbib). The transcript has 7 exons. Bases 223 to 1302 code for a protein of 359 amino acids. The record is from RefSeq and is marked reviewed. Gene Ontology annotation, cellular component: nucleus; cytoplasm. NCBI's taxonomy places the organism in Eukaryota, Metazoa, Chordata, Mammalia, Rodentia, Muridae.